AUGUCUGCAACACGGUUUCUACGCAAGCUAUCGCUGCGCAACAGCAGCCCCCAACGAGCAGCGUACAUCGCUGCGCUGGGGCUGGUCGGUAUCCAAGUCGGCAUCGGCGUUAUCAUGAAGACUGCGCAGAGCGGUGGUUCAUAUGCUUUCUCACCAUCGGGGUCAAUCACCAUCUCCGAGUUUCUCAAAUUGAUUUUGUCAUCGAUAUUCUUCUACCGCGAGUGUAAGACCAGAGCGCAGACGGGCGUUGGGCCUUCGACGAGAGGGUCGGAUACGGCGUAUGCGAGCCUCGCGGAUGAGCAUCGGGAUCUGGAGAUUCAGGAUAAAGAUGGCGACGCUGCGCUAGACUCGGAGGAUGAGGGGUCAAGAGAUUCGGGGCAUUCUGCGGCGCCGUUGCCUUUUGGGCUGCGGACGUUUUGGGGGUAUGUUCGUGGUGAGGUUAGGAAUGAUGUGCGCUUUGGGUUCUAUAACCUGGCGCUGAUUUACAUUCUUAUCAAUAAUUCGCUCUUCUUGAGUUACAAGAUGGCAGAUCCAGGCACCAUCCAAUUGACGAAAAGCGGCGUCACGCUCAUCACAGCCUUGGUCAUGAUUGCGACUCUCAAUCAGCAGGUGUCCAAGACACAAUGGAUGGCAAUCGCCAUGCAGCUCAGUGGUCUAAUCGUCACCCAAUAUCAGCCCGGCAAGGGCGCCCUCUACCCUCUCGACACAUACGCCCUUCUUCUUUUCCAGGUCUUUCUCAGCGCUUCGUCGGGCGUCUACAAUCAAGUCCUUCUGAAGGCAGACGACUCCAGCCUGCACGCCAACAACAUGAUCUUGUACGCCUCUGGCACAAUUGUCAACUUCUGUUGUCACAUCACCAUCAAGUGCGUAAGCUCCAACGAGCCGAGCUUUUUCGAGGGAUACGGAAGCAUCCACGCCUUCUUGGUCAUCAUGAGCAAUGUUUUCAUCGGCCUCGCAAUUACUGCCGUGUAUAAGUAUGCCGACGCUCUUGUCAAGUGUUUCGCGACCGCAUUCUCGACCGGAAUAUUGCUCUACCUCGCACCUCUCAUCUCAGACACAUCCCUCAGCUUCCUCGUCGUCCCGGGAACAUUCAUCAUCUUUGUCGCUACCUGGCUCUACAUGGAGAACCCCGUUCCAAAGCCCACCACCACAAAAUCUGAUACGGAUACCAAGACAGGCUUCUUUUCCAAACUUGGUGCCGUUGUUCAGAACAAGAGGAUAUUGUUCAUCUUCAUAAACACUCUCAUCACGGUCAUGGCAGUGAUGGCUCUGGCGAUGUACCAAGUGGCCAUGCCCACCAAGUCUAUAGCCACUGCACCUGUUGAAGCAAGCACGGUCGCGGUGGCAACAGCACCAGACGCCGACGCUCCCAAGAUCGUCACAUCGCCUUUCAAAAACACCAUGGCCUUCAUCAGAUGGAACUCCGUUCACCCAGAGCGCAUACCGACUCUCAUGAAGUACAAGCCCUUCUUCCGCGACAUUCACAUCUCAAUGCCCGAUAUGAUGAAGGAUGAAGGACGCAAGCCAGAGUAUCACAACAUCACCCAUGACCAGAGCACCCUCACCUUCCACAUCUAUCAGCAAGUCGCCGACACAAUGCAGUUGAUCCUCGACCAAGAGCCUGAAAUUGAUGGGCUCUUUUAUUAUCACUUCGACGCCUGGAUCGAUCCUCUGGCCUGGGGCGGUAUCGAUCGCAACAAGAUCUACUUCCCCAUGACAUGGCCUGAGAUGAAGCCCGUAGGACCCCAGUUCUCUUGCAUGAACGACACCAAGGGCUAUGACUGGGGUGGAUGGGGCGGUCCUCACUACCAUCUCAAAGCUCAGCUUGCUAGCGCUCAGCUGGAUCAUUUGGAUCUAGGUUUCAAAAUCGACAUCAAUGAGUUUUGUGUCGGCUGGAGUGACAUCUACUUCAUCCCCCGCAAGUUCUUCAAGGACUACAUCAUCGCAGCACCAAUCUUCAAGUCAUUCGAUGUCUUCCACGAAGUAGGCAUCCCAACAAUGCUGCACAUUAUCGAGCAAAGCCAUCGCGAGUCGCCCUACGUGCCGGCGAUGGAGUUGUUCUCGGACUGCUGGGGCUACUGCUGCAAGGAUAACCCUAGCAUCUACGAUGUCACAACCUACCGAUGCGGUCAUCGUCUUGAUUACCGUAAUGAACAAGUGACGGGGGCUUUUUACGAAAAGCUCGAUGCUGAGGCCAAGUACCUUGGACAGCCUAUGAAUGGGUCGCAUGUGGCGAACCUUACUGAGAUGUUUCCGCCAAUAAAGGAGGAAGAUAAAGCGAAAUUGCCAGCGACGAGGAGGAGAAGAUAG
Fusarium tjaetaba is the source of this 2310-nucleotide messenger RNA. RefSeq names its product UDP-galactose transporter. The coding region runs from base 1 to 2310 and encodes 769 amino acids. Lineage: Eukaryota; Fungi; Ascomycota; Sordariomycetes; Hypocreales; Nectriaceae. The record is from RefSeq and is a predicted model, not a curated record. Gene Ontology annotation, molecular function: pyrimidine nucleotide-sugar transmembrane transporter activity. Gene Ontology annotation, biological process: pyrimidine nucleotide-sugar transmembrane transport. Gene Ontology annotation, cellular component: Golgi membrane. The transcript has 4 exons.